Molecule: messenger RNA, 1767 nt
Organism: Rosa rugosa (rugosa rose)
Lineage: Eukaryota; Viridiplantae; Streptophyta; Magnoliopsida; Rosales; Rosaceae
Product: acyl-coenzyme A thioesterase 2, chloroplastic-like
Exons: 3
Coding region: 162-674 (170 amino acids)
Biological process (GO): acyl-CoA metabolic process
Molecular function (GO): fatty acyl-CoA hydrolase activity
Source: RefSeq, a predicted model, not a curated record
AAUAGGCCAGAAACGUGUAUAGCCUUAGCCCCCAUAUUUACGGAGGCCGCAAAACCAUAAUUAGUACUUGACCAAAUCUUAAACUACCAAAACAGAAUCAAGUCAAUUCCAUAAACUGUAUCCCCUGAUUCCCCAGAAAUCAAAAUUCCAAGAACUCCAUCAUGGACCCAAAUUCAUCUCCUUCCAAUUCCAAUUCCAACACCACCAUUCCGGUAGUGGCAACCCUCCCCGCUUUCGGGUCGGACUCUUUGACCCGGAAGCCCAUCAGCUUGUGGCCCGGAAUGUUCCACUCGCCGGUGACCCAGGCACUGUGGGAAGCGAGGUCUCACAUGUUCGAGAGGCUCUUGGACCCACCAGCAGACGCUCCUCCGCAGAGCGAAUUGCUGAACAAGACUCCGUCUCAGAGCAGGACUACAAUUCUCUACAAUUUCUCUGCUGAUUUUAUACUGAGGGAGCAGUACAGGGAUCCUUGGAAUGAGGUCCGAAUUGGGAAACUGCUUGAAGACCUUGAUGCUUUAGCUGGAACCAUUUCUGUCAAGGUUGAAUUUCCAGUCUUGGAGAGGCUAGAUAUUGGUGGCAGCCUGAACUUGAAAGAGAUAUGGAACAACCUUUGUCUGGGGGAAAAGCACAAAAGUGAAAUUAAGCUCAAAGUUCUUGAUGCAGAACACAAAUGAAAGAUCAACAAGAGCGAGAUUCAGAGUGCGCUAUUCCACAUGGGAGUUGACAUGCGUGUCCCUCCCGUUUCACUCCCGUUUCAGGAGUCGUUUGUCUUGGGAGCAGUUUGGCGCAUUAUUGGCAAAUGUUAAGGAACUAAACGCCCACUAGCAAAGAAAAGAGAUACAUGCUCUUUCUCUCUCAGCUCAAUUUUGGUGCUAUUUUACAGUUGAUGUAGUGACUAUUACUUGUCUAUAAAUAGUAGGAACAUUUCAGGAGACUCUGUAGAAGGCUAAUGAGAUAUUUGGGACAAAGGAAAAGGACCUAUACACUAUAUUGGAAGGAUUGAUCAGUCAUAACGUCUAUAGAAACCUAUACCCCAGAUGUGAAGGGUUGAUAACAGUCCGUUGAACUCAUGGCAAUUGAAGUCUGUAAAUUCAAUCCAUUUUUCAUGUAAUUAAACUGCAGUAAGUCAAUUCUUUGAAUUCCUGUAACUGUACAAGUAGCAACUUUGAGAGAAUGUUAGCAAAUGACUUGUUCUUCUUCACAAUACUUGAGAAGUUGGAAUAAGUCAUUUGAGGGUAAGAAAUUGCUUCCUGUAGGGUUGAGAACUUUCUUCUUUUCAGAUCCAAAAUUAGAAUUGAUAACCUUUCAAGUUCAUGUUACUUGUUUCAUAGUCUAGAAGAGGCAUUUUACAUCAUCAAGGAUACUUUUGGCAAUUCCCUGGUGGCAAAUUGAAUCUAACAUUUAUUUCAACUUAAACUGAUAAUUCUUUAUACAUAAUUGAUAGUAGUUGUAUAGUAAAAAUGAUUCUAUUCCUUUAUGUUAUUGACAGGUAAACAAAUCUGAUCAAUCUCUAAACCAUAUGUCAUCCAAAGUAGCCCCAAUUUACAAACUCAAGAUUUUCUCAUUCUGGCACAUCCAAUGCGCCAUCUGUUGCUCCAAAAUUAAUAUAAGGUUGGAGAUGAGAACAGGUACCUGAGCAAAUUGUGCUCCUCUCCAUGUGAAGCGGUUGGUUAAUGCUGUGACCGAUUCGACUUAAUAAAAGAAAAUUUGUUUUGUAGAAGGCUGUGACAAUUCUUAUUCUUUCAGCCAACUUCAUAUUUGUAGCUC